AUGGGAGCAGCACGUGUCAAAAGACGCUUUAGCGCCGUGGUGGACAGCCCUCUGGAGGAAGAGGAAGUGAUGAAACUGGCCCAGAGUGCCGCUGAAACCGCCGGGGCGGGGUGCGGCUCGGGGAGUCCGGUGACCCCCACCAGCCCGAUCCCGACCUGGAACGGCAAAGCGCUCACUGUGCAGGGGAACGGGAGUGGGAGUGGUGGAGGAGCAGCGGGAGCUGCAGGAGCAGGAGCAGGAGGAGGGAGCAGAGGAGGACGAUCGGGGCUGAGGGGGCUAGGGGGAACGGAGGGCGGCUGCUCCUCCCCGGACAGGGACUCCGCCUCCCAUUCCCCCUCCCCCCCCAGCCGCCGCCGCCGGCCCCGCAGCCGCUUUGUGGGCAAGGACGGGCGCUGCAACGUCACCUUCGUCAACAUGAGCGAGAGGGGCCAGCGCUACCUCACCGACCUCUUCACCACCUGCGUGGACAUCCGCUGGCGCUGGAUGUUCGUGGUCUUCUCCCUCUCCUUCCUCCUCUCCUGGCUGCUCUUCGGAUUCACCUUCUGGCUCAUUGCCUCCGCCCACGGGGACCUCUCUGCCUCCUCAGGCUCCGCCCCCACGCAGUCGGCCGCCGCCCCGGCCGAAGCGGGUGGGGCGGAGUCCAGGGGGCGGCCGGUCGAGGAGCCCUGUUUCCAGCAAGUGAACAGUUUCAUGGCAGCCUUCCUCUUCUCCCUGGAGACACAGACUUCCAUCGGCUAUGGCUUUCGCAGCGUGACGGAGGCGUGCCCCCUGGCGGUGUUGGCGGUCGUGUUGCAGUGCAUUGUGGGCUGCAUCAUUGACGCCUUCAUCAUUGGGGCGGUCAUGGCCAAGAUCGCCAAGCCCAAGAAGCGCAAUGAGACGCUGGUGUUCUCUGACACGGCAGUGGUGGCCCUGCGUGAUGGCAAGCUCUGCAUGAUGUGGCGGGUGGGAAACCUACGGAAGAGCCACCUGGUAGAGGCCCACGUCCGCGCCCAGCUGCUCAAGCCAAGGGUGACCACAGAGGGAGAGUACCUUCCCCUGGACAACGUGGACAUCAACGUGGGCUUCGACACGGGCACGGACCGCAUCUUCCUGGUGUCGCCCGUAACCAUCGUGCACAAGAUCGACGAGGAGAGCCCGUUCUUCGAGAUAGACCGGCAGGCGCUGGAGGGCGACUCGGAGCUGGAGGUGGUGGUCAUCCUGGAGGGGAUGGUGGAAGCCACCGCCAUGACCACGCAGUGUCGCAGCUCCUACCUGGCCUCCGAGAUCCUGUGGGGCCACCGCUUCGAGCCGGUCCUCUUCGAGAAGAAGAACUGCUACCAGGUGGACUACUCCUUCUUCCAUCGCACGUACGAGAUCCCCAGCACCCCCACCUGCAGUGCAAAGGAGCUGGCGGAGAGGAAGUACAUCCUGGGCUCGCGCUCCUCCUUCUGUUACGAGAACGAAGUCGCACUGCAGCUCUCCUCCCCGGGUGACCAGUCUCCCUCCCCGUCCGACCCCCGCGCCGAGCUCACACACCCUCACACACAAUGA
This is a messenger RNA of Megalops cyprinoides (Indo-Pacific tarpon), 1530 nucleotides long. RefSeq names its product potassium inwardly rectifying channel subfamily J member 14 (gene kcnj14). Gene Ontology annotation, biological process: potassium ion import across plasma membrane; regulation of monoatomic ion transmembrane transport. Gene Ontology annotation, molecular function: inward rectifier potassium channel activity. Lineage: Eukaryota; Metazoa; Chordata; Actinopteri; Elopiformes; Megalopidae. Bases 1 to 1530 code for a protein of 509 amino acids. The record is from RefSeq and is a predicted model, not a curated record. The transcript has 3 exons. Gene Ontology annotation, cellular component: plasma membrane.